Molecule: messenger RNA, 3133 nt
Organism: Styela clava
Lineage: Eukaryota; Metazoa; Chordata; Ascidiacea; Stolidobranchia; Styelidae
Biological process (GO): snRNA transcription by RNA polymerase III; snRNA transcription by RNA polymerase II
Cellular component (GO): snRNA-activating protein complex
Molecular function (GO): sequence-specific DNA binding
Source: RefSeq, a predicted model, not a curated record
AACAACUAAAAACAUCAAAAAAAAAAAAACUUAUAAAAAAAAAACUACAUAGACUCAAAUAUUUCUAAAUUACUUGCAAGUACAUUGCAAAUUGAGAAAAGCAUCUAUCCGAUAGUGGUUCAAUUUUGCUUUUCCUAAAACACAAUCAUGAGACAAAAGGGAACAAAAAACAAGCAGAUCAAAGCUCUUCAAAUAACUUAUCCCGCUGGUGGAUUUCAAAACGAUGUCAUCAGACUUUUGCAAAAAUUUGUGGCAACUGAAAGUAUCAGGUUCAGUGAAUUUUCUCGAAUAUGGAGGGAAAGCAAUUUUACACUGAUAUAUUUGGGAAGAUGCGGGAUACGUGAGCACAGAGAAUUUUUGGAAGAGGCGUUCAAAGUUCUAUUGAAAUAUAUAAUGCCACCAUAUAACUUACAGGUUAGAGUUGGCGGUGUUUAUACAAUGUAUUCUGUAUAUUACACACAAAAACUUGCCAAAAAAAGAAGAAUUCGAAUGCCUUUGUCAUGUUGGGCAAACUUCUGUGAACUUCAGCAAGAUGUCAUUGAUUGUCAACAUCUUGAUGCCGUCUACAUCAUACGAAAAUUAAUCAGCGAUAGAGCUUUCAUGCUGUGUGCCUAUCCUUCCAUGUUAUCUGUUGACGAAGUAUAUUUGUACGACGAAGAGUUCCAACCCGCAAGUGGGGACUCUGCUUCCGCCCAAACCAGCGGACUGGGUGAAGCACCCGGGCUUCUCGCCCAGAUUCAAGACGAAGAUAACAUAGGACAACUUCACGCCGUGCACGAAAAGUAUCAUCAGCUCAAGUGCGAAUACAACACUUUGCGUGGUGGCACUGGACACUCACCCGGCACAUCUCUGGACCUGAUCAGGCCACAAAUAGCGAAGUCUGUCCUUGAUAUCAUAAACAAACCAAAAGAGAAAAAUCCAAGAGCAGUCAUAAAAGGAACAGAUAUAGAGACAGAAGCUGAUACAAGCAACGAACGUGCAAAGAGACUAAAAGCUUUGAAAGACGGAGCUCUAAGCUCAAAAGUUACACCAACUCGAAAAUCUAAGCAAUAUGAACCAGAAUUUAAUACUGACGAUGAAGAUGGGCCAAAAUUGAGUGAAGAUGGGUGGAUCAUACGAAAAAGAGGUCGCCCUAACCUUACCCCACCCCAAGCGAAGGGCAAAAGAAACAAGUCUCCAGAAAAACUCAACGAUGAUGCAUCUGCAGAAGCUGAAAGUGGUUCUGAGAACGCGACUGGGGAGCGGAAAAGGCCAAGAAAAUCUGCACCAAAGAAAAGAAUUUCUUAUAAUACAGAUGAAGAUUAUGAGCCUGAUGAAAAUGAUGAAGUAACAAAAGAACGUAAUCAACCAAGAAGACGAAGUAGAAGUGCAACGUCAUCAAAUAAUGAUGAGGAAAAGACAAAAUCUCCACAAAAAAUUCCACCAGCGAAAAAACCUCGGAAGACUAAUGAGCCAAAACCACGAGCUCCUGUCAAAUUGGUGAAGAAGCUGGGUGAGAUAAAACCAGAUACAUUUGUUGCCUUGCGUCCUGGCCGUAAAACUGGAGAUCAGCCAAUUAUUGGCAAAGUUGUUACGGCAAAAGAAAACGAGAUCAACGUAGUGUAUUACAAGGGUGAUUAUAAUGAACCAUGGACUCCAAUCACCACUAUGAAUCAAGAUGAUUCCGAAGGGAAACCACUGGUUGAACCUAUUGCACAAAGAAAUAUAAUCAUUGCUGGUUUUACUCUCACCAAGGCAGGAAAAUUGCCAGCUAAUAUUAAAGCAGCCUUGAAAAAGGCAAUGAAGACUAGCGAGUAGGUACAACUGUGACAUUUCUAGUAGAUCAAACCUCGUGCUGAAUUUAAGCUGAGUUUAACAGGGUACGUGACCCCAUACUUUUAUGAUAUAGACAUCGAAAGAGACCAUGGGUUUUUAGAAAGUGUCAAUACCUCACUUUCUAUAACUAUUUUCACUUGGCAAUGUUGCAAUUCAACAAUAUGUUGAAAUUUGAAGACAUUGGAAAAACUUCAUCCAAACAAUGUCCCUACCGCUUGGAACUACCCUUACAUUUUUUAUUCAACGAUUUAUACACCGUCAACUACAAGUGAGGCUCUGUACAAGCAGCCACUCUAAGUCUAACACCUAAACCAUCAUGCCAUCAAAAUUGGUAAACAACUUGAAUUUUUGCAUUCUACCAACAACAUAUUCCAAUUUCUCUAUUACAAAAUAGCAAUCUUUAACGUCAUGAAACUGCGGAUUAAGUAAAACAAAAACUUUUCCUGAUUAUUUGAAAAUGUCUGAAUAUCACGACUGCUUCAAAUGUAAAUGUGAAAUGUUUGUAUGGCACUGACUUCAGAGUUGAGAAAAAUUAACACCAGAUUCCAAACUCACCAAGUCAUUUAAAAACAACCACAGCUCCAAUAAAACUAAGUUUUGAUAACAAAAACUUUGGUGCAUGCAAGCAGUAAUAAUUUGUCCUGAGAAUGAAUGGUCCAUUUAAUGCUUUUUCAUUUCAUGUCAGAUACUUUAACUUCAAUUGUUAAAUCAAAAGUCUGAACUGCAAAUCCAGAGAAUUCAAAAUUUUGAGGUGUUAGAAAAUAUGACAAUAUAAAUAAUAAUAAUAUGCCAACUCUGUGCCAAACCUGGCUAUAAAAAAGACAGAUGCAAAAUUGGGUAAUUUAUCAAGUACAUAACUGCCUACUUUCAUUGUAAUAACAUUGGCAGUAACAUUUGUCUAAAAUAUAUCCAGCUCAGUUGGAACAUGAUUGGGGUAAAAACAUGCUUUUUGAGAUUCUGUAUAAAGUAAAAAAUUUUGACUCCGAUUGAUACAACUGUUAAUCCCGCCCUGACGAAUUGACCUUUUCAAUCAUAUUUUAUUUUGCUUACAUAACACUUUGAUGGUCAAUCAUCAUUAAACUCAUGGCAUAAUAGCUAUAUGCCUCACGUUGAACAAAUUUUUUGAGAGAAUUAUGAUUCUGUGUCCAGAAUUCAAUUAUAAGACUAAUUUGUGAAAUUUGGAUUUGAUGUAAUUUCGAAAAGUGAGCUUAUUUCUACUUUGUUCAUAAGCAUCAGUGCACACAAACUGUACAAAAUUGUUUUGUAUGAAGCUUUACAAUUGGUGAUAUUCUUUUGAAUAAAUUUCAUAACAUGGGUA